Messenger RNA from Tripterygium wilfordii, 1305 nucleotides. Its product is annotated as serine carboxypeptidase-like 51. Gene Ontology annotation, biological process: proteolysis. The record is from RefSeq and is a predicted model, not a curated record. The transcript is spliced from 13 exons. Bases 1 to 1305 code for a protein of 434 amino acids. Lineage: Eukaryota; Viridiplantae; Streptophyta; Magnoliopsida; Celastrales; Celastraceae. Gene Ontology annotation, molecular function: serine-type carboxypeptidase activity.
AUGGAUAAACACUAUCAUCUUCUUCUUCUCUUCCUCCUGUAUUCAUUCUCGUCGCCGGACUCUCAUCUAAUUUUGGCUACAAGAUCAAGAAAUAGAGAAGGGUCUGAAUUUUGGGGAUAUGUUGAAGUUCGACCAAAGGCUCACUUGUUUUGGUGGCACUACAAAAGUCCUCACAGUAAUAGGGUUAAAGAUCCUUACAAACCAUGGCCUAUAAUUUUAUGGCUUCAAGGAGGACCUGGUGGUUCGGGAGUUGCGUCCGCCAAUUUCUUACAAAUGGGACCACUCGAUGCUAGUUCGAAUCCUCGUUAUUUUACAUGGCUUCGCAAAGCAGACCUCUUAUUCGUGGAUAGUCCAGUUGGAACAGGGUUUAGUUAUGUUGAGGAUGAGGAUGAGAACUUGUUGGCCAAAAGUGAUAAACAAGCAGCGACUGAUUUAAUUACCUUGUUAAAACAUGUUUUCAAGAAAAAUGAUGCCCGCAAGAAGAGAUCUCUCUACAUAUUCGGAGAAUCUUAUGGAGGAAAAAUUGCAGUUGCUCUUGGUUUAGAAGCUCUUGAAGCUGUUAAAGCUCGUGAAUUAAAACUUCAAUUUGAAGGUGUGGUUUUGGGAAGUAGCUGGAUUUCUCCUCAGGAUUUUGUAUUUUCAUGGGGUAGCCUCCUAAAAGACAUGUCUCGGAUCGAUGACAAUAGUUUAAAGGAAUCAAACAGGUUGGCUCUACAAGUAAAGCAACAGAUUGAGGAAGGCAAGUAUAGAGAUGCAAGGUCAACAUGGGCUGAGAUGCAGAGAUUUAUUUACGAACGCAGCAACCAUGUGGAUUUCCUUAACUUUUUGUUGGAUUAUGGCGCUCAAGUACUGGCACCUGUUAACUUUAAGGAAUUCAUGAAUGGUCCUAUUCGGGAUAAGUUACAAAUUAUUCCUACUAAUGUGACCUGGGAAGGAGAACGUGAGCUGGUCUUUGAUGCCUUUGCCGAUGACUUCAUGAAGCCUAGAAUUGUAGAGGUUGACAAGCUCUUAUCUAAAGGUGUAAACGUGGUCGUGUACAAUGGACAGCUUGAUCUCAUUUGUUCAACCAAAGGAGUAGAAGCAUGGGUUCAGAAACUUAGGUGGGAUGGCUUGGAAACUUAUUUGAGUUUAGAGCGUCAACCUCUAUAUUGUGAAGGUGAUCCCACCACUAAAGGGUUUCGAAGAUCAUACCAAAAUUUUACUUUCUAUUGGAUUCUAAAUGCUGGUCACGCUGUUCCAGCCAACCAACCCUGUAUUUCUUUACAGAUGGUGGGAGAAAUUACAAAAUCACCCAGCCAGUCCUAG